GGGGUCAGAGGGGAAUGCACAAAAGUAACCCCGUUGAGUAGCGUCACAUCACCCCACACUCUGAUGUUCUCCGCCGGCAACUGUGACCUCACCAUGAUGUGAAUUCACCACGGAAGCAGAUAUGUCUUCUGCAAUCCAUUAAUUCAUUGAAGUCUUCGCUCAACUGUUCAGGAUUGCGUGCCGGUUUAUCUCCACCGUGGUUGCAGCCUGUGUGUGUCACCCAGACAUGGCAAAGCAGGAAAAUCCUGCCAAGAAGCACCCAGCUAUGGCGGCGGUCCACCCCCACUUCAUCGUGGGAUCGGUGUCCGAGGAGAAUUCAGAAGAUGAAAUCCAAGGGAAGCCGGAUGUGCAGCUGGAGGAGAAGGAGGGUCGUUCUUUGUCACCCUCAUCCGGGAGCUCGGAUAGCACCAAUGACAUGAGCUUUGAACACAUUGAUGGCUCCCUGCACAACAAUUUAAGGCCGAGCAUGUCUGGGCUGCACUUGAUGAAGCAAAAUCGCGACCGCCGAAGAAUUGACCUGCAGAGGGACUUCACUGUGGCAUCUCCUGCUGAGUUUGUCACACGUUUUGGUGGCAACAAGGUCAUUGAGAAGGUGCUUAUCGCCAAUAAUGGCAUUGCCGCAGUCAAGUGCAUGCGCUCGAUCCGCCGGUGGUCUUACGAGAUGUUUCGGAACGAACGGGCAAUUCGAUUUGUGGUGAUGGUGACCCCGGAGGACCUGAAGGCCAACGCUGAGUACAUAAAAAUAGCAGAUCAUUACGUGCCUGUGCCAGGGGGGACUAAUAACAACAACUAUGCCAAUGUGGAGCUCAUUUUGGACAUAGCAAAACGAAUACCUGUGCAGGCUGUGUGGGCUGGAUGGGGUCAUGCCUCAGAGAACCCCAAACUGCCAGAGCUGCUCCAUAAGAACGGCAUUGCUUUUAUGGGCCCGCCCAGUCAGGCAAUGUGGGCACUAGGAGAUAAGAUUGCUUCUUCCAUUGUGGCUCAGACAGCUGGCAUCCCCACUUUGCCAUGGAGUGGAGCAGGUCUGACAGUGGAAUGGUCCGAAGGCAAUCCAAAGAAACCAAAUAUCAGCGUUCCUCGUGACUUGUAUGAACUCGGUUGCAUCCAGGAUGUAGACAACGGCUUGGAAGCUGCUGAAAAGAUCGGCUACCCUGUUAUGGUGAAGGCCUCAGAAGGAGGGGGAGGUAAAGGCAUCCGUAAAGUCAAUUGCGCGGAUGAUUUCCCAAACCUAUACAGACAAGUCCAGGCAGAAGUUCCAGGUUCCCCUGUGUUCAUCAUGCAGCUCGCUAAACAUGCCCGCCACUUGGAGGUUCAGAUCUUGGCAGACCAAUACGGCAAUGCCAUUUCCUUGUUCGGCAGAGAUUGUUCAGUUCAGCGGCGACAUCAGAAAAUUAUAGAGGAGGCGCCUGCUACCAUUGCCACAUCGGAUGUCUUUGAGGAUAUGGAAAGGUGUGCUGUCAAGCUGGCAAAGAUGGUGGGCUAUGUGAGUGCGGGCACAGUGGAAUACCUCUACAGCCAAGAUGGCAGCUUCUACUUCCUGGAGCUCAACCCUCGUCUGCAGGUUGAACACCCCUGCACUGAGAUGGUGGCUGAUGUCAACCUACCCGCUGCCCAGCUGCAAAUUGCAAUGGGCAUCCCUCUUCACCGAAUCAAAGACAUCAGGAUGCUUUAUGGGACGCAGCCCUGGGGUGACUCUCUCAUCGACUUUGAGAGUCUGUCGACAGUCGCCUCCCCACGAGGACAUGUCAUUGCAGCUCGUAUAACCAGUGAAAAUCCUGAUGAGGGUUUCAAGCCAAGCUCCGGAACAGUACAAGAGCUGAACUUUCGCAGCAAUAAGAAUGUGUGGGGCUACUUCAGUGUUGCAGCUGCUGGUGGACUGCAUGAGUUUGCAGACUCCCAAUUUGGACACUGUUUUUCUUGGGGAGAGAAUCGUGAAGAAGCCAUCUCUAACAUGGUGGUAGCUUUGAAAGAGCUGUCUAUCCGAGGAGACUUUAGGACUACUGUGGAAUACCUCAUAAAGCUGCUGGAAACAGAAACCUUUCAGCGCAACACCAUCGACACGGGCUGGCUGGAUAGGCUGAUCUCUGAGAAAAUGCAGGCUGAGCGUCCUGACACGAUGCUGGGACUUGUGAGUGGAGCACUUCAUGUGGCAGAUGUUACUCUGAGGAACAGCGUGUCCAUUUUCUUGCAUUCUCUGGAGAGGGGACAGGUGCUGCCAGCACACACACUUCUCAACACGGUGGAUGUGGAGUUGAUCUAUGAAUGUGUCAAGUACAUCCUGACUGUGACUCGCCAGUCUCCCAAUUCGUAUGUGCUAAUCAUGAACCACUCCACCGUCGAAGUGGAUGUCCAUCGGCUAAGCGAUGGAGGUUUGUUGCUGUCCUAUGAUGGCAGCAGCUACACUACCUACAUGAAGGAAGAGGUAGACAGGUAUCGCAUCACCAUAGGCAACAAGACCUGUGUUUUCGAAAAGGAGAACGACCCAUCGCUGUUGCGAUCUCCUUCGGCAGGAAAACUCAUCCAGUACACAGUUGAGGACGGUGGUCAUGUUUUUGCUGGCCAGUGUUAUGCUGAAAUAGAGGUGAUGAAGAUGGUCAUGACCCUCACAGCUGUUGAGUCCGGUUGUAUUCACUAUGUGAAGAGGGCCGGAGCAUCGCUGGAUCCUGGUUGCGUCAUCGCCAAACUUCAGCUCGAUGACCCCACCCGGGUCCAACAGGCCGACCUGCAUACAGGUACUUUGCCCUCGACCCAGGCCGUUGCUCUGCGAGGGGAGAAGCUGCAUAGAGUUUUCCACAACACACUGGAUCACCUUGUUCACGUCAUGAAUGGCUACUGUCUCCCUGAGCCAUUCUUUAGCACCAAGUUAAAAGACUGGGUCGAAAGGCUGAUGAAAACCAUGCGUGACCCCUCGUUGCCGCUGCUGGAGCUUCAAGACAUUAUGACCAGCGUUUCAGGUCGCAUCCCCCCUGCUGUGGAGAAAGCCAUCAAGAAGGAGAUGGCGCAGUAUGCCAGCAACAUCACCUCAGUGCUCUGCCAGUUCCCCAGUCAGCAGAUUGCAAACAUCCUGGACAGUCAUGCUGCAACUCUCAACAAGAAGUCUGAAAGAGAAGUCUUCUUUAUGAACACACAAAGCAUUGUUCAGCUGGUGCAAAAAUAUCGGAGUGGAAUCCGAGGUUACAUGAAGGCAGUGGUGAUCGACUUGCUCCGACAAUACCUGAAAGUAGAGAUUCAGUUUCAGAAUGGACACUAUGACAAGUGUGUGUUUGCCCUGCGUGAAGAAAACAAAGGUGACAUGGCAAAUGUGCUCAACUACAUCUUCUCCCAUGCCCAAGUCACCAAAAAGAACCUGCUGGUUACAAUGUUGAUUGACCAGUUGUGUGGCCGUGAUCCGACACUGACAGAAGAACUGAUGGCCAUGUUGACGGAAUUCACCCAACUCAGCAAGACAACAAACGCAAAGGUGGCACUUCGUGCACGGCAGGUGUUGAUAGCAUCUCACCUCCCCUCUUAUGAGCUCCGUCACAACCAGGUGGAGUCCAUCUUCCUCUCUGCCAUUGACAUGUACGGCCACCAAUUCUGUAUUGAGAACCUCCAGAAACUGAUCCUUUCCGAAACAUCCAUCUUCGAUGUUUUGCCCAACUUUUUCUACCACAGUAAUCAGGUUGUCCGAAUGGCCGCCCUUGAGGUGUAUGUGCGCCGAGCGUACAUCGCUUAUGAGCUCAACAGCGUGCAGCAUCGCCAGUUGAAGGACAACACGUGCAUCGUUGAGUUCCAGUUCAUGCUCCCAAGCUCGCAUCCAAACAGAGGGAACAUCCCCACUCUAAACAGGAAAAUGUCUGCUCCUUCAGUCCUGGACAUUUUAAAAGGCAAAACAGUGUCAAAUUUGGAACCUCCAGACAGGUCGUCAUUCUCAUCAAACCUGAACCACUAUGGCAUGGUGCAUAUGGCUAGCGUGAGCGAUGUUUUGCUGGACACAUCCUUUACGCCCCCCUGUCAAAGAAUGGGCGCCAUGGUCUCUUUUCGCUCGUUCCAGGAGUUCACCAAGAACAUAGCAGAUGUGUUGAGUUGCUUCACCGACUCUCCUCCCCCAAGCCCGACCUUUCCCGAGGGAGGCAAUCCCGUCCUGUACGGUGAAGAGGACAACAAGAGCACCCAAGAUGAACCCAUCCAUAUCCUGAAUGUGGCUAUAAAAACCGACAGUGACAUGGAAGAUGAUGGCCUGGCAGCCAUGUUUCGGGAGUUCACUCUGUCAAAGAAAUCUCUGCUGUUUGAACACGGAAUCCGUCGCUUGACUUUCCUUGUGGCUCAGAAGGAUUUCAGGAAGCAAAUCAACUAUGAGGUGGACCAAAGGUUUCAUCAUGAGGAGAGAAAAGCGUCUCCAAUCGGGCUGGCAUUGUUGUGGAACACUUCAUCUGAUAUCAUUCACCAGGGCAAGCGGGCAUUUAGAGGAUCAAGAGUCUCUGAAAGAAGAGAAUUCCCCAAAUUUUUCACAUUCCGUGCCAGAGAUAAGUUUGUGGAAGAUAGGAUCUACCGGCACUUGGAGCCGGCUUUAGCCUUCCAGCUGGAGCUCAACCGAAUGCGAAACUUUGCCCUAACGGCCAUUCCUUGUGCCAACCACAAGAUGCACCUCUAUUUGGGUGCAGCACGUGUGGAAGUGGGAGCGGAAGUUACGGACUACCGAUUCUUUGUGCGAGCCAUUAUCCGACAUUCUGAUUUAGUCACAAAAGAGGCCUCUUUUGAGUACCUUCACAAUGAGGCUGAGCGUUUGCUACUUGAGGCCAUGGAUGAGCUUGAGGUCGCUUUUAACAACACAACUGUGCGUACGGACUGUAAUCACAUCUUCCUCAAUUUUGUGCCCACAGUCAUCAUGGACCCUUCAAAGAUCGAGGAGUCUGUUCGGUCCAUGGUCAUGCGUUACGGCAGCCGGCUUUGGAAACUGCGUGUCUUGCAAGCUGAGCUGAAAAUCAACAUCCGCCUGACUCCGACAGGAAAGCAAAUCCCCAUUCGCUUGUUUCUCACAAAUGAAUCCGGCUACUAUCUGGACAUCAGCCUCUACAAAGAGGUCACCGACUCCCGAACGGGACAGGUGGGGCCCAAAGACCGCCAGAUCAUGUUCCAGGCAUAUGGAGACAAGCAGGGCCCUUUGCACGGCAUGCUCAUCAACACGCCAUAUGUCACCAAGGACCUGCUGCAGUCAAAGCGCUUUCAGGCACAGUCACUGGGCACUACCUAUGUCUAUGACUUUCCAGAAAUGUUUAGACAGGCUCUGAAAAAGUUGUGGCACUCAAGCGAGGCACAUGCUUUCGUACCCAAUUGCCCUCUUCCAUCGGAGUUGCUCACCUUCACCGAGCUGGUGUUGGACGCCCAAGGUCAACUGGUGCAGAUGAACCGGCUGCCAGGUGGCAAUGAGAUCGGUAUGGUGGCAUGGCGAAUGACCCUCCAUACACCAGAAUAUCCAGCAGGGCGCGAGAUCAUAGUCAUCAGUAAUGACAUCACACACAAGAUCGGCUCAUUCGGGCCUCAGGAGGAUGUGCUGUUUCUGCGUGCCUCCGAGAUGGCCCGAGAAAGCAGCAUCCCUCGUAUCUACAUUGCGGCCAACAGCGGCGCCCGGAUUGGCCUGGCUGAGGAAAUCCGACACAUGUUCCACGUGGCCUGGGAAGAUCCAGCUGACCCAUACAAGGGUUUCAAGUAUCUCUACCUGACGCCUCAGGAUUAUAAGAAGGUCUCAGCCCUGAACUCUGUACAUUGUGAACAUGUGGAGGAUGAGGGGGAAUCCAGGUAUAAGAUCACUGACAUCAUUGGAAAGGACGAAGGCUUGGGUGUGGAGAACCUGAAAGGGUCUGGCAUGAUUGCUGGAGAAUCCUCUGCGGCUUAUGAGGAGAUCAUCACUAUGAACCUGGUAACGUGCCGAGCCAUUGGAAUCGGAGCCUAUCUUGUGAGACUUGGUCAGAGAACCAUUCAGGUGGACAACUCGCACAUUAUUCUUACUGGGGCUGGAGCACUCAACAAGGUGCUGGGCAGAGAGGUUUAUACAUCCAAUAACCAGCUCGGUGGAAUCCAAAUCAUGCACAACAAUGGUGUGACCCACAGCACUGUUUGUGAUGACUUUGAGGGAGUCUUCACUCUCCUGCAGUGGCUCUCGUACAUGCCCAAGUGCAAAUUUAGUCCAGUCCCAAUUUUGAGUGCCAAGGACCCCAUAGAUAGAACUGUUGCAUUUGUGCCAACAAAAGCACCGUAUGACCCUCGUUGGAUGUUAGCUGGUCGUCCGAGCCAGAAUCCAAAAGGCUCUUGGCAGAGCGGCUUCUUUGACCAUGGCUCCUUCAUGGAGAUAAUGCAGCCAUGGGCUCAGAGUGUGGUAGUUGGCAGAGCUCGACUGGGUGGAAUACCUACUGGAGUGGUUGCUGUGGAAACUAGGUCAGUGGAGCUGUCAAUCCCAGCUGAUCCAGCUAAUUUGGACUCCGAGGCCAAGAUCAUCCAGCAGGCGGGACAGGUGUGGUUCCCUGAUUCGGCCUUCAAAACAGCCCAAGCAAUUAAGGACCUGAACAGAGAGGGGCUGCCUCUCUUUGUAUUUGCCAACUGGAGGGGCUUUUCUGGAGGAAUGAAAGACAUGUAUGACCAGGUGUUGAAGUUUGGUGCCUAUAUUGUGGAUGGGCUACGGGAGUACAAGCAGCCCGUCCUGGUUUACAUCCCACCCCAGGCCGAGCUGCGAGGAGGCUCCUGGGUGGUCAUAGAUCCCACCAUCAACCCUCGUCACAUGGAGAUGUACGCCGACAAAGACAGCCGAGGUGGAGUGCUCGAGCCUGAGGGGACAGUGGAGAUCAAGUUUAGGAGGAAGGACCUGGUCAAGACCAUGAGACGAGUAGAUCCCAUCUACAUGAGCUUGGCUGAAAGUCUGGGAACCCCAGAGUUGAGCCCUCCUGACCGUAAAGAGCUGGAGACAAAACUUAAAGAGCGGGAAGAGUUUCUGUUGCCAAUCUACCACCAGGUGGCUGUCCAGUUUGCAGACCUACACGACACGCCAGGCCGCAUGCAGGAGAAGGGCGUCAUCACGGAUAUCCUGGAGUGGCAAACAUCCCGGCAGUUCUUCUACUGGCGCCUGCGGCGCCUCCUCCUGGAAGAGACGGUAAAGAGAAAGAUCCAAGCAGCCAACAGCGAGCUGACAGACGGACAAAUCCAGGCAAUGCUGCGCCGCUGGUUCGUUGAGGCGGAAGGUGCUGUCAAGGCCUAUCUGUGGGAUAACAACGAAGAGGUGGUGGCUUGGCUUGAGAGGCAACUGGCCGAAGACGACGGAGCCAGGUCCGUCAUCGACGAGAACAUCAAGUACAUUCGUCGUGAUCACAUCCUCAAGCAGAUUCGCAGCUUUGUUCAAGCUAACCCAGAGGUGGCAAUGGAUUCCAUCGUGCACAUGACUCAGCACAUCUCACCCACACAGAGAGCUGAGGUGGUGCGCAUCUUGUCCACUAUGGAGACCUCUGCUUCCUCGUAGGGUCCAUAGCCGUCCAGCCCGUCUCUGGGCUGGCGAGAAGGAAGGUUGGAAGGAGCUGACGUGAGCAGCCAUCAGGGGAACCUAUGUAUCGUUGGCAAUGAUUCUAACGACCCACUAAUACGACUUGGUGACCAAUUUGAUCUGUUGUGAGGUGUAAACUAAUAAUGUGGAUUUUUUUUCCCAAUGUAUACUGCUUUUAGACAAUACAGUCAUAGUUAAAUAUUUUGACGACAACGCCAGCAGCCUUGGCAAGAAAGGGUCUCAUAAACUACCAACCAGGGUGCACUUAGUUACUGAGCAGAAAAAUAGCAGGGACGUUCUAACCCAUUUGGACAGAAGAGCACAGCAGGGAGCAAAAGGAGCCCUUUUAGACGCUGACUGCUUCCCAGUUCUCCUGCGGUGAACACAAACCUACAGCUGUCCCUUCUGUUCUGACUUGACGCUGCUCCACAUGCACUUUAUACUGCGUCGCUGUUCACAUUGCAUACAGAACUAAACCCGUUCUUGCUGUAAAUGUAGUAUCCAUGUCAUCAGGCUCACUGUUACACACGUUCAAUUGAAUCGGGUAAUGGUACGACACACAGAGAUGAUACAAAGUAAAUGUGAGAAAAGGAACAUUUUGUUGAUCUUCAAAACAAUCAUUGAAAAUAGCAUCAUUAUCAUUCAAUUGUCUUUGUAAUAGAAAAUAUUUUGAAUACAUGAUGAGAUCACCUCUGUUCAGUGAUUCAUGUAGUGUAAACGAAUGUCAAACUGUAAUCCGUGUUAAUUUUUUAUUUAUACUAUUUUGUACUAAAUGUUGCUUAUUUGUAACAACAGUUUAUUCUUAUUUGCAUAUUUCCCUGCUGGUGAUUUGGUUAAAAAAAAAAAUCUUGAGUGACAAUGGGUAAAGAACACUGGAUUGUUAAAGUCGGCGCUUGACAUCACUGCCUCGUUAUUUCAUUGUACAAUGUGAAAACAGCUUUGUGUUCAUUGCUGUGCCUUUUUUCUUCCUGACCUGCAUUGACUUGCCAGCCAGUUUUUUUUUUUUUUAACACACUAGUUGUAACCUUGAAAAAUAAAGGUGAAAUAAUGACAUGUUAGCAAUCUAAAUAAAGAUUUGACCCAUU
This is a messenger RNA of Syngnathus acus (greater pipefish), 8592 nucleotides long. RefSeq names its product acetyl-CoA carboxylase alpha (gene acaca). Gene Ontology annotation, biological process: fatty acid biosynthetic process. Gene Ontology annotation, molecular function: metal ion binding; ATP binding; acetyl-CoA carboxylase activity. The record is from RefSeq and is a predicted model, not a curated record. NCBI's taxonomy places the organism in Eukaryota, Metazoa, Chordata, Actinopteri, Syngnathiformes, Syngnathidae. Bases 227 to 7486 code for a protein of 2419 amino acids. The transcript has 56 exons.